AUGCCUUCGGAACUCAGUACUACCAAAGUGAUUGUGCAUCCGCUGGUGUUGCUCAGCGUGGUGGACCAUUUCAAUCGUAUGGGCAAGAUUGGCAAUCAGAAACGCGUUGUAGGUGUUCUGCUUGGGUGCUGGCGUGCGAAGGGUGUUUUGGAUGUUUCGAACAGUUUUGCAGUUCCGUUUGACGAGGAUGACAAAGAUAAAUCGGUCUGGUUUUUGGACCACGACUACCUGGAAAACAUGUACGGCAUGUUCAAAAAGGUGAAUGCCCGCGAGCGUGUUGUAGGCUGGUAUCAUACGGGGCCAAAACUGUGCCAGAACGAUAUCGCCAUCAAUGAACUGAUCAGACGCUACUGUCCCAAUUCAGUUCUGGUAAUAAUCGAUGCUAAACCGAAAGAUCUGGGUCUUCCGACGGAAGCGUACAUCGCUGUGGAGGAAGUGCACGACGAUGGGUCUCCCACAUCGAAGACAUUUGAACACGUCCCUAGCGAGAUCGGCGCAGAAGAGGCCGAAGAAGUAGGUGUGGAGCAUCUACUGCGUGACAUUAAGGACACCACCGUUGGCAGUCUCUCGCAGAAGAUUACAAACCAGCUUCUGGGUCUGAAAGGUCUCAACGCUCAACUGCGAGACAUAAAAAAUUAUCUUCUCAAAGUUGGCAAUGGUCAGCUGCCGGUGAAUCAUCAGAUUGUGUAUCAGCUGCAGGACAUCCUGAAUCUGUUACCGGAUAUAGCACAGGAAAACUUCACCGAUACGUUGUACGUGAAGACAAACGAUCAGAUGCUUGUGGUUUAUCUUGCAUCGCUAGUACGAUCCAUCAUUGCUUUGCACAACUUGAUCAAUAAUAAGCUCACGAAUCGAGAUGCAGAAGAAGGUAAGAAGAGCGAUGACGCAAAGGAUAAAAAGACUCAGGAAAGCAAAGAUGCUGCGUCGGACAAGGACAAAACAAAAAAGGAUAGUGAGAAAGAUGGCAAGAAGGAGGACGCUAAAGCAGAGAAAGUGAAAGACGAGAAGAAGAAGUAACGUUAAUGUUGUAUUUUUCUGUUUAAGGAGCGUACUUUUUUCAGUAACAAAAUAAAUGAAAUUUAAAUGA
Anopheles nili is the source of this 1087-nucleotide messenger RNA. It is a transcript of the gene Rpn8, whose product is annotated as 26S proteasome non-ATPase regulatory subunit 7. Gene Ontology annotation, molecular function: metallopeptidase activity; protein binding. The record is from RefSeq and is a predicted model, not a curated record. Gene Ontology annotation, biological process: proteasome-mediated ubiquitin-dependent protein catabolic process. The coding region runs from base 1 to 1017 and encodes 338 amino acids. NCBI's taxonomy places the organism in Eukaryota, Metazoa, Arthropoda, Insecta, Diptera, Culicidae. The transcript has 2 exons. Gene Ontology annotation, cellular component: proteasome regulatory particle; proteasome complex.